UGUAUUAUCUUAGCGUGUGGUAAAGCUUGCAUGUGAAGGUCUGCCAGGAGUCCAGCUCUUCCUGUGUCGCAUUCUCAAAAAAACAUGUUUUGAGUGUGAGGGUCAAUUCUCAGCUGGGUAUAUAUACGUCAGGAGGACACAUUGAGAGCAUCAUUGCUUCUUCGGCUCUACCAUCAUGAACACUAAGAUUGUGCUUUUGUUGGCGUUUGUGGUCCUGGCUGUUGCUGACAAGAGACCAUCCUUCUCCUAUGGACCACCCCAGGAGUCCAGUGACUCUGAGGAAUUCUCAGCAGAGUCCAGCGAGGCCAAGUACGACUUCAACUGGUCCGUGAAGGACGAUGACUCUGACAACGACUUCGGUCACCAGGAGUCUCGCGAUGGUGACAACACUAAGGGGUCGUACUACGUACAGCUUCCCGAUGGUCGUCUGCAGAAGGUGACUUACUACGUGGACGGUGACUCAGGCUACGUGGCUGAGGUGACCUACGAGGGAGAGGCUCAGUACCCCGAGUCUGAAGAGUCCAGGGAGUACAGCCCACCAAGACCCCGCUACUCAGCUCCGGACUCCGAUGAGUCUAAUGAAUCAAAAUAAACGACUCACAUUUCCAUAUUACUGUGAGAGAUGAGUCUGAGUUCUUCACAGAGCUGAGAAUGUCAUCUCCAGCGAUCAAGACUUGACCAAGUGUAAAUAAUUGACUCCAUUAUCUUCAGCAUUCCUUCACUCAAGUCCGUAUCAACUGUCUUGUAUCAACAAGCAAACUUUUCCU
Cherax quadricarinatus is the source of this 767-nucleotide messenger RNA. Its product is annotated as pro-resilin-like. Lineage: Eukaryota; Metazoa; Arthropoda; Malacostraca; Decapoda; Parastacidae. Gene Ontology annotation, cellular component: extracellular matrix. The record is from RefSeq and is a predicted model, not a curated record.